AUGUCUUUCACUGAGGAUCAAGAAAAAAUUGCACUAGAAAUAUUGUCAAAGGACAAGCAUGAGUUUUAUCAAAUUUUGAGAGUGGAUAAGAAGGCUACAGAUGGCGAAAUUAAAAAGGCAUACAGAAAAUUAGCCAUAAAACUACAUCCUGACAAGAAUCCUCAUCCUAAGGCGAGUGAAGCAUUCAAAAUAAUUAAUAGAGCGUUUGAAGUGCUAAGUAAUGAGGAGAAACGUAGUCUUUACGACAGGAUAGGAAGAGACCCUGACGAUAGACAAAUGCCAUCUUCUAGAGGCGCCGCUUCAGGAUUUCAGGGAAACGCUGGUGGUUCUCCAAUGGGUGGCGGAUUUGAAGACAUGUUUUUCAAUUCACGUUUCGGUGGCCAAAGAGCUGGCCCACCGGAAGACAUAUUUGACUUUUUGUUCAACGGAGGUGGCAGUCCCUUCGGUGGUUCUCCAUUUGGGCCUUCUGCUUCUACUUUUUCAUUUGGUGGUCCAGGUGGUUUCAGAGUUUAUACUAAUAAUCGUGGAGGCUCGCCGUUCAUGCGCCAACAACCUCGCUCAAGACAACGUCAACAGCAAACAGAAGAAAAUGCGGCUAAUUCACAGCUGAAGAAUCUGCUUGUUCUUUUUAUUAUCUUCAUCGUUCUCCCUAUGAUUAAAGAUUAUUUGUUUGGUUGA
Messenger RNA from Saccharomyces eubayanus, 678 nucleotides. It is a transcript of the gene HLJ1, whose product is annotated as type I HSP40 co-chaperone HLJ1. The coding region runs from base 1 to 678 and encodes 225 amino acids. The transcript has a single exon. The record is from RefSeq and is a predicted model, not a curated record. Gene Ontology annotation, biological process: cellular response to misfolded protein. NCBI's taxonomy places the organism in Eukaryota, Fungi, Ascomycota, Saccharomycetes, Saccharomycetales, Saccharomycetaceae. Gene Ontology annotation, molecular function: Hsp70 protein binding. Gene Ontology annotation, cellular component: endoplasmic reticulum membrane.